This is a messenger RNA of Postia placenta MAD-698-R-SB12, 612 nucleotides long. RefSeq lists its product as hypothetical. NCBI's taxonomy places the organism in Eukaryota, Fungi, Basidiomycota, Agaricomycetes, Polyporales, Adustoporiaceae. Gene Ontology annotation, biological process: purine nucleotide metabolic process. The coding region runs from base 1 to 612 and encodes 203 amino acids. The record is from RefSeq and is a predicted model, not a curated record. Gene Ontology annotation, molecular function: GMP kinase activity. Gene Ontology annotation, cellular component: cytosol. The transcript has 3 exons.
AUGUCGCCCGUAACAGACGUCCUUCGUCCCCUCGUGAUCUCUGGACCGUCUGGCGUGGGUAAAAGCACCCUUCUCCAACGCCUCUUCACCGAAUUCCCAGACAAAUUCGGGUUCAGCGUCUCCCACACCACACGCGCCCCCCGUCCAGGGGAGCUCCAUGGAAAGCAGUACUACUUUGUGCAACGCGAAACAUUCCAGCAGCUGCUCCGAGAGGGCGCGUUCAUUGAACACGCCGAGUUCUCGGGCAACUUCUACGGGACAAGUUUCAUGACCGUGCGCGAGAUCACACAGACCGGUAGGCGGUGUAUACUAGACAUCGAGGCGCAGGGUGUUCAACAAAUCAAGAAGACCGAUCUGAACCCGGUCUAUUUGUUUAUAUCGCCUCCAUCUCUGACCGCCCUGCGAAGCCGACUGCGGGCCCGAGGAACUGAAUCCGAGGCAUCAGUUGCAAAGCGCUUAGCGGCAGCGCUCAGAGAGAUAGAGUAUGCAAAGGAGGGUGUACACGACUCCGUCAUUGUCAACGAUGAUUUGGACACUGCAUAUGAGAAACUCAGACACGUAGCCCUGGGAGAGGACAUUAAGAGCGACUCAUUGCCGCCAUUGGAUGAUUAG